AUGUUGCUCACACAACAAGUCGCCAAAAUGGGUCGCGUCCGAACUAAGACCGUCAAGAAGUCCGCCAAGGUCAUCAUUGAGCGUUACUACCCCAAGUUGUCGCUCGACUUCGAGACCAACAAGAGGAUCUGUGAUGAGAUUGCCAUCAUUGCCUCCAAGAGGCUCCGAAACAAGAUUGCCGGAUACACCACUCACUUGAUGAAGCGUAUCCAGCGUGGUCCCGUCCGUGGUAUUUCCUUCAAGCUCCAAGAAGAGGAGCGUGAGCGAAAGGACCAGUACGUCCCCGAGAUCUCCGCUCUCGACUUCACCCAGAACAGCGAGUCUGGCUCGCUCGACGUCGACCAGGAGACCAAGGACCUGCUCAAGAGCAUGGGCUUCGACAGCAUCCCCACCAACGUCAUCGCCGUCUCCCAACAACAGAUUGUCGAGCGCGGUCCCCGCCGCUUCAACGACCGCCCCGCCCGCUCGUAA
Molecule: messenger RNA, 471 nt
Organism: Alternaria triticimaculans
Lineage: Eukaryota; Fungi; Ascomycota; Dothideomycetes; Pleosporales; Pleosporaceae
Gene: RPS17
Product: 40S ribosomal protein S17
Exons: 4
Coding region: 1-471 (156 amino acids)
Biological process (GO): translation
Cellular component (GO): ribosome
Molecular function (GO): structural constituent of ribosome
Source: RefSeq, a predicted model, not a curated record